AUGGCUUCCAAUACGGCAGAGAUCAAGCCUCCCUCACAGAUGAAAGCAGCAUACAUCGCUGAAUACCACAAACCCUACGCCCUCGGCACGCGCCCCCUCCCCAGUCUUCGCCCAACCGACAUUCUCGUGCGCGUGCACGCCGCCGGCUUCUGCCACUCAGACCUACAAGUGCAGCGCGGCGAAUUCCGCAACCCCGCGCCUCUCGGCCUCAUCCCCUCGCACGAGAUCGCCGGUAUCGUCGCGGAGCUAGGCGCUGAAUAUACCGGCCCCUUCAAGAGAGGCGACAAGGUCGGUGUGCUGAAUUUCAUGCACGCAUGCGGUAGCUGUGUCGGGUGUAGACUUCGAGCUCGAACAGGUGCAGCGGCAGACCCGCGCUUCUGCGACGUCCGCGAGACAGCGGGGUUCCGGCAUGAUGGCGGCUUCGCGGAGUAUGUGGCUGCGGACCCGGAGACGACGGUGCGGAUCCCUGAGUCAGUUUCCUUUGACCAGGCUGCGCCGCUGAUGUGUGCUGGUGCUACGGUUUGGGGUUCGCUUCAGGAAGCGACGAGGGGGAUUGAUCGGGGCGAGAACGUGGCUAUAAUUGGAGUAGGCGGGUUGGGCCAUCUCGCUCUACAGUUUGCCAAAGCAUUGGGCUUUCGGACGAUUGCGAUUGAACCCCGUGCAGCGGGACGACGACUGGCAACGGAGAUGGCCAAUGCGGCGCUACGACCUGAUCUGGUGGUUGACUCGUCCGAUGCGGAAUCAGCGAGCAUCGCCAUUUACAACUUUACAAACGGCGAGGGCGUCGCGGCGGCGGUUGUCUGCACGGCUUCUAUCGAAGCAAACCGGUGGGCAUUGACUCUACUGCGCGUGGGAGGGGUGCUGGGUCUUUUGGGGCUACCACAGGAGCCGUGGAAGUUUGAUGCUGCGCCGAUUGUGUUUCGCGAGCUGGUGAUCCGGGGCAGUUAUGUUUGUGGGAGGGAAGCGGCGGAGAGGAUGAUGGAAACUGUUGAGAAGGAGGGGGUGAGGUCGCAGCUUACGGUCGUGCCGUUUGAGAGGAUUCCGGAGAUUAUCGACUUGUAUCGUGAUCCGGAGUUUAGGGGAAGGCUGGUUGUGAGGGUUCGUGAGGAUGAUGGGAAUUAG
Molecule: messenger RNA, 1122 nt
Organism: Aspergillus calidoustus
Lineage: Eukaryota; Fungi; Ascomycota; Eurotiomycetes; Eurotiales; Aspergillaceae
Source: the annotation of a GenBank genome assembly